Molecule: messenger RNA, 2588 nt
Organism: Nicotiana attenuata
Lineage: Eukaryota; Viridiplantae; Streptophyta; Magnoliopsida; Solanales; Solanaceae
Product: protein GLE1-like
Exons: 16
Coding region: 588-2261 (557 amino acids)
Biological process (GO): regulation of translational termination; poly(A)+ mRNA export from nucleus; regulation of translational initiation
Cellular component (GO): cytoplasm; nuclear pore cytoplasmic filaments; nuclear pore
Molecular function (GO): translation initiation factor binding; phospholipid binding; inositol hexakisphosphate binding
Source: RefSeq, a predicted model, not a curated record
AUAAAAUCAAUCUUUUUUCUCUCUUGUCUAUUCUCUGAACUCUCAAUUUACCCUCUGCAAAUACUUGUUCAGAAACCAUUCUCUUCAUUGGUUUCUUAGAGAUUUGCUUACUAUUCCUUUUUGGUUGUACCAAAUUCAUACCCUUAGCUUAUGAUUUAUUCAACAUUCCGUUUAUCCAAUUUGGAAUAGUAAAAAAAUCCAUUUGAUUUUAUUGAAUUUUCUAUAGCUAUUAUUAUAUUUCAAGAAACCACAACUGCAAAUCCAAGAAAACUUCAAAGGUAAUUAAUUAUAUCUCAAAUUUCAAGACUCAAGUGUGUGAAGCCAGCGUUGUACACAACUUUAUUUAAACGUGUUCUUAAGGCAGGAAAAUAAUAAUGGGUGCUGUUAAACUGCAACUUCCGUUGCCUAAAAAUGUUGAUGGAGUUACCCUGGAUCCAAACCCUGAUUGGAGCUUUGAUGCUUUACUGGUCGAGCUCAACUAGAUAGAGAAGAAGCUCAAUGGAUCAUCGAAAUUUCCAUUACCUUUUAUCAAAGCAGAAUCUCGAGAACUCUCGGCUUCAAAGAAUAAUUCUCGGAGAGGCUUUAUUAUGCAAGUGUCUGAUGACGACAUGGAGGAUGUGGAAAAAGACACUAAGGAUGAAGUUGGUGAUCAUUUUGUUAAGGGGGGAAAACGUUUUGCCUGUGACGAAAUCUAUCUGAGUGAUAGCGACCAUUCUGAAGAAGGCCUGGGCAUUGAACUUCAACAUGAUCUAAUGGAUAAAGUAUUAUUAGUGGAAAGUGCUUUAUCUGAAUUAGCUCAUGAGCACCAGCUUACUAUUGCGGAGGAAAUGAGAGAUCAACUAUCAGCACUUGAAGCUGAGUUAAUGGAUGAAAAUCAGAAGCUUGCCUCCACAGUUGAACGGGUUGAGAGAAAUACUGAAGCUCAAAGGGAAAUGAACAGAAAAUUUGACAUGCAGUACCAGCGUAAAAUUGCAGAAGCACUUGAUGAUCACCUAACUGCUGUGCAAAGGGAUCACGAACACAGAUCCCAAAUUGAAGAAAGGAGAAUAAGAGAUGAUGCAGCUCGUGAAGAAGCCAAGAGGAAAGAAAAAGCUCUUCAAGAAGAAAAAGCCCGGCAAGAAAUGAUCAGAGCAGAAGCCAAGGUGCAGGCUAGGCUGGAAGCUGAAAGAGUUGAAAAGAAAAAAGCCGCAGCUCUGGAAGCUGAGAGGAAAGCAGCAAAAGAAGCUGCAGCUGCUGCGGAGAAGAAGGCAUCUGAGUCAUUGAUGAAUGCUCCUUCGGAGGCUAACAAGGUUCCAAAGGAAGUCACUAAUCAUAAACAUUCAGCAGUGGACCUUUCCUUCCAAAUGAUCCACCAGAUGACUGAAGGCAGUGAGUUCCAGUGUUCAGCUUAUCCUUCUCCAGCCCUUCCAUAUACCGGCUAUGCAGUAGCUCUAUGGUUGUCUCAGGCAUUAACUAUAACUGGUACUAAAGAAAAUGUCAGAGUGAAAGCAGAUGAAUUAAUUAAGCUUAUCAGUGAUUCAACAUGUCCACAAUCCAUCAGCAUUGCCAUGUUUGCACAGAAGGUUGUGUCCCUGUGUGUGAACCCUACAGGAAGCUUUAACAGUGCCGUUUAUGCGUAUGGUCGUGUAAUUGUCCUUGUUACUUCAAAGGUCCCUCUUGCCAUGGAUAUUCUCAUAGGCGAGUUGAAUAAAGUUCGCAUUUACGCAGUUCCUAAGUACAUUAUUUACUCAGAGGCAGCAUUUCAGACAAAAGAAGCUUAUUACAAAGCUAUUGGCUACGCAGAGGAAGAUGGGAAGAUAGAAAGUACCAAUAGUUAUGUGGAUCGCUUAAGUGCAUACAUGAAAUUAUAUGGUGCUCUUGUUCAGACUGAAGUUGAAGGCUGCCAAAACUUGCAUGGCCUCAGAGAAGGUUGGGCAUGGAUAGCCAGAUUCUUAAAUGUUCUCCCAGCAAAUUUAUAUACUGCAGCUGCCUUGCAGGCUUUUCUUGAAAUGGCAGGUUUUGCUCUACACAGAAGAUAUAAAACACAAUUCAGAAAGAUGUUGGAUAUCAUUGCUAAAGAUUUUCUAACUGCAUUGAAAGAUCGAGGUGAUGCAAAGUUGAACAAGGUGAUUGUGAAUAUCCGCAACUAUAUAGAGUCAAAUCAGUUUCUGAAGGUACCUGAAGGCUGGCGCCUCAGGAGUAAUUUGGAAUCACACAAUUUCACUCCAGAGUCGGAUCAUCAACAGCAGUAUGGUUACCAACAGAAUAGAUACUAUUACUAGUUCCGUACUGUAGAAAACUUUGGUCCCUUCUUCUUUUCCUUCAGUUACUGAAAAUUUGUUUCAAGUCUAAUGAUAUCAUUAAGACACUUUGUUCCCAUAAUUUGAAUAUGUAACUCCUGUAUCAUUUGUAUAUCGCUAACGAUUGUAAAAGGAAGUUGUGUACCUCUAUUUCUACACUUCCAUUUUUCACUCCAAAGAAUCUCAGGUCAGGGGCAAGUCACUGUAAGGGAAAACAUAGAAUUAUGACUUGGUGGAUGUAAGAGUUAACUUAAGAUUAUUGUAUAAAGUUUUACUAAUAAUCAAGCUCUUUGCAUUUCCUUCUGCGGU